Molecule: messenger RNA, 627 nt
Organism: Monoraphidium neglectum
Lineage: Eukaryota; Viridiplantae; Chlorophyta; Chlorophyceae; Sphaeropleales; Selenastraceae
Exons: 2
Coding region: 1-627 (208 amino acids)
Source: RefSeq, a predicted model, not a curated record
AUGAGCAGGAGCAGCUGCCUGUUCGAGCGCCGCAGCGAGGCCGUGGCCGGGGCGCAGGCCCCGGCGGCGCGGCGGGGCCGCCGCGCCCCGGGCCCUCGCCCCGCCAGCCGCGCGGCGGGCGGGCGCGGCGCGCCGGGCGGCGGCGCCUCGGAAGAUGAAGACGACGAGGCGGGGGCGUCCCAGGGCGCUCUGGGCGGCGACGACGCGGUGUGCGACGCGUUGGGGCCGCCCGACGGGGGCGCCGCAGGCGGCGACGGCGACGCCCCGGUCGACGAGUCCGAGGAUUUUGCCACCGACGACUUCAUCCGCAAGCACAACCGGCAGGUGGCACUAAGGAAGCAGCAGCAGCAGCAGCAGCAGCAGCCCAAACGGCCCGGGCGGGCGGGCGGUGGCGACAGCGGCGGGCGCGGCGCCGGCGCCGGCGGCAAGCGUUCAAAGGGGCCGCGCCGGGGGAGGAGGAGCCCCGAGAUUAGAGAGGAGCUGCACUCACAGCAGCAGCAGCAGCAGCAGCAGCAGCAGCAGCAGCAGCAGCAGCAGCAGCCACAGCAGCGGGCGCGGGGGGGGUCCAAGCAGCAGCGGCGGAAGAAGCAGCAGCACACGGGUGACGAAGUGAUAACAAUAGAGUAG